Molecule: messenger RNA, 453 nt
Organism: Blumeria graminis f. sp. triticale
Lineage: Eukaryota; Fungi; Ascomycota; Leotiomycetes; Helotiales; Erysiphaceae
Source: the annotation of a GenBank genome assembly
AUGGCAUCUCAGGCUUCUUCAGCCUCCGUCUGGAAAACUGACUCUACCGAAAAAAUUGAGAGUUCAGCUCCAAGUAGCAUCCAACUAUUAGAUACUUUUGAAAAUUCAAGUAGCAACACAGGAUCUACUGCUGAACCAAACCACUCUGAAAGCGAAGAGACUACUGGUGCAAAAAAGGAAGUCACGAUUCUAUCCGAGGAAGAGCAAGUUCAGUUUGCCAUCAAGGAAACCGGAGCCUGGAGUGUAGUUAAGGGCAGGGAAAAGAAAAGUCGUGGUAAUGCAAGCGAUGAUAUGGAUCCCUCAAAAGUUCGAGUUGCAACGCAUGCAGCUCCCAUCUCAAAUAGCCCAGCGAUAACUUCCCAGCCAUUAGAUACGCCUCGCCCAUUACCUAACAUAAGGCCAGUUCCAACAGAGGAAACCUUGUCAGAAGAUUCAGAAUGGGAGGUCUCUUGA